CUGUAUCUCGGGGCCUGUUGUGACUGGCUGCGGGCCAGCUCUCCCCACGGGCAGCUUGAAUGGCCGGGAUUGUUCCCCCGCCUCCUGUCCUGUCUGCCGCCCAGCGCCUGCCGCCCAGCGCCUGCCAGGCCCCAGCUCGGGCAGGAAAGGGGAGGGCUGUUCCUUCUGGAAUGGAAGGUGUAGGAGGCAGGCGAGCCUUGGGGAGGGUGAGGGGCCACGUCCUGAACCAAACUGGGAGGCGGGAGAGUCACACAAGGGAAGGAGCGUGAGAGGGAGGUCACCGAUCCCCGCCGUGCACUUUGCAAGAGAGCAAGCUGAAGUCCAGACAGAACAAGUGACUUGCCCAAGGUCACACGGCAAGCAAGUAACAGAGCAGGUCGAGAUGACCACAGCUACCCCUUUGGGGAGUACCACCUUCUUCUCAUUGAACAUGACCACCAGAGGAGAAGACUUUCUGUACAAGAGUUCUGGAGCCAUCGUUGCUGCCAUUGUGGUGGUUGUCAUCGUCAUCUUCACCGUGGUUCUGAUCUUGCUGAAGAUGUACAACAGGAAAAUGAGGACAAGACGGGAGCUGGAGCCCAAGGUCCCCAAGCCAGCCUCCCCUUCUGCCCUGGGCCCAAACAGCAACAGCAGCCAACACCCUGCAACUGUGACCUUCAGCCCUGUUGACAUCCACGUGGAGACUCGGUGACCCCCCCAUCCUGGGUGCUGUCUCGGCCACCCCCCAUCCUGGGUGCUGUCUCGGCCACUGUCCAAAGAGACUUCAGUCAAGACCAAGAAGCACAUUUCUCCUCUGGCAGCUUCACUAUGAGUUUGUUCCGGUCAGGUCAACAGGGGCAUCUCUUAUGCAAUCCCUGAUGCCUCAGGCAACCCCCAACCCCAUCCUGCCGGGCCCCACCCCAGGUACGUCCAUAUCCCUGCUGCCACCCUUCCAAAAAGCUGUGCUAUUUUGGGAAUCCACUGCUGUGGGUUUAGCUGUCUCCCCCCAAACACAAUAGCUAGACAGACAGACAGACAGGCAGAUAGCCCAGGAGUCUUCUGGUCAGGAGUCAGGGGUCAGGGCAUGCUCCUUAGAGGGUCUGCCCUGAGGUCAUAUCAGAGGAAGGGCCAUAUCCACAGCUUUGUAGAGCAAAAUAGUCAAUCCCAUAAUCAGGCACAGGGGAACUAACUUGGACUAACUCACCAACAACCCAGCUUGUUAAUUUAUAGCUUGUUCCAGUGCUAAAUGACCGCUAGCUAGCUCAUGAUCAUCGAUCAGCACAUUUCUCCCUCUUUAAGAAAGGUUUUGGGAAAAACUGGAUUCUUCUCCAAAGGUGUCUACUUCUUUAGUAAAGAGUCAAAGUCGAAGACAUAGGAUGACCUUGAGGAAGAAUGGCAUCUAGGAUGAAAGCUUGUUGUAGUGUCCAUGGGCCUGGAAUAAGCCUGGUGUCUGGUCAGGGCCCCUCCCCCC
This is a messenger RNA of Delphinapterus leucas (beluga whale), 1450 nucleotides long. The record is from RefSeq and is a predicted model, not a curated record. Lineage: Eukaryota; Metazoa; Chordata; Mammalia; Artiodactyla; Monodontidae.